Messenger RNA from Brassica napus (rape), 1203 nucleotides. RefSeq names its product tobamovirus multiplication protein 1-like. Lineage: Eukaryota; Viridiplantae; Streptophyta; Magnoliopsida; Brassicales; Brassicaceae. The transcript is spliced from 12 exons. The record is from RefSeq and is a predicted model, not a curated record. Gene Ontology annotation, cellular component: plant-type vacuole membrane. The coding region runs from base 1 to 927 and encodes 308 amino acids.
AUGACUCUUGACUUCAUCGGUCAUAAAAUAUUUGGAGGACAUGUGAAGGAACAAGGAAGUGUAAUCCAUCAUAACCGGCAAAAGAUAGCACAAAUCUUCGUGACGGCGAUGACGAAAUGGUGGGACAAUGUUAACGAGUCAACUCAGUGGCAAGAUGGGAUCUUCUUCUCUCUUUGUGGAGCUUAUGCUCUUGUUUCCGCCAUCGCUCUUGUCCAACUGGUGAGGAUCCAAAUGAGAACGCGUGAAUAUGGUUGGACCACUCAGAAGGUGUUUCAUCUCCUAAACUUUGUCGUCCAUGGAGUUCGUGCGGUUCUGUUUGGAUUUCAACAUCAAGUCUUUCUCAUGCAUCCCAAGGUUUUUUGCUGGAUAUUACUGGAUUUUCCGGGCCUCCUCUUUUUCUCGGCGUACACACUGCUCCUUCUGUUCUGGGCACAGAUAUAUCACGAGUCAAGAAGCUUACCAACGGAUAAGCUGCGGAAAACCUAUAUUGCAGCCAAUGUGGCUGUAUAUUUGUCUCAGGUUGUUAUAUGGGUAUGCAUCUGGGUAAAUGAUAACAGCACUGUGGAGUUAGUUGGAAAGAUAUUUAUGGCAGUUGUGUCUUUCAUCGCUGCGUUAGGCUACUUGCACCACGGAGGAAGAUUGUUUAUUAUGCUGAAAAGAUUCCCUAUUCAGUCAAAAGGGAGAAGUAAGAAGCUCCAUGAGGUUGGAUCUGUGACAGCCAUAUGCUUCAUCUGCUUCCUCAUAAGAUGCAUUGUGGUGGGUGUAUCAGCUUUUCGCAGGGAUUUGAGGCUGGAUGUUCUUGAUCGUCCGGUUCAGAAUUUAAUCUACUAUAUGGUGGUUGAGAUAAUUCCAUCGGCACUAGUCCUCUUCAUUCUGCGUAAGCUACCUCCAAAGAGACCACCAGUUCAGUACCAUCCUGUCCAGUAGACUUCUUUUGUCUGAAGAAAAUUGAGGCAAAAUAAAUCUGUAGCUGAAGAAGAAGAAGAUGGUGUGGAAUCUGCGUGAGUUUAUAAUUGGAAUGCACGUUCAUAUAUAACUUUUUGGUUUUGUAAAAUUAUUGUUAUAUUUGUCGUGUUUUACGUUACAUGUUCUUUUGCUACUUCGAAUAUCUCUUCUGUUUUUAUGCUUUUCUGGCGCGGAUGUUUAAUUGUUUAUGUCCUGUUUCGGUUGAACUUUGAAAACAAUACAAAUCGUUGUCUUUAA